This is a messenger RNA of Tachysurus fulvidraco (yellow catfish), 1958 nucleotides long. RefSeq names its product little elongation complex subunit 1-like. The transcript has 12 exons. The record is from RefSeq and is a predicted model, not a curated record. Lineage: Eukaryota; Metazoa; Chordata; Actinopteri; Siluriformes; Bagridae. Bases 174 to 1754 code for a protein of 526 amino acids.
ACAUAAACACAAACACAGACACAAACAAACACAAACACACACUGAACCGCUCUUGAACACACACUACUCUUUUUGAAAACUUUAUGAAAACGCUUUUUACUCAACUUUUCUGAAGCAAUUCAUCCUUUUUCCAGCUUCGGAAGGAGAAAUACACGAAAACUCUCUGCAAGCAAAUGGACAACGUCCACUCAUUGAGAUCAAAGAUGAAGAACACCAGGAAACGCUAUUUAUGUCUCCAAAAACAGCUUCUGGCACCUAAAGGCAACAAAACCAAACAUGAGAAAAAACUCCAAUGGCUGAGGUGCAAAAUCCGUGGCAUAGAAAAAACCCUAUGCAGAAUGGAGGUAACAUUUUUGGUAAAAAAUCAGGAGGUGAAACUUUCAAACAGGCAAAGGAAGCAAAACAAAGAGACAACGUGUGCGUCUACGCAAACUGAGAAUGAGCAGAAAGUGGAUGAAGUUAACAUCCAACCCCUGCAGCAGGAAGUGAAGCCAACUCCUGUAGCUGGAGCUGCCAUUAUCUCAACUCCAUCUCAAAUCAUGGCAAAGAGACCCGGCUCCAGCAUGUCACCCACAACGAACAUCAAAAGGCCACGACUUGACACCUGUUCACCAGAUGCUGCAAGUUUUACACCUCUUGCAACAUCCAGGCCUAUGAACACCAUGGAUGUAACAGGACAACAAAGAGAAUGCCACAAAGGAAGGUCCCUUAUCUCCAGUGCCUUAAACACCCUUCAGCAGUCAUGUUUCGAUGCUUUGCCUACAAUCGCUGGUCGUCUUCUUUUUCGAAGAGUCUCUAAAGUUCCUGGUCUAAGCGACGAAGAAAAAUCAGUAAUUUCUGAUUUUUGUGAAAACCAGGCCUUAGCAAAGGAGUUGAUGACAGCGAUUUUGUGCAUGAUCAAGGCAGAGGGAACAGCUAUGAAACAUGAACUUCUGCAGACUCUGUGUAGGGUUUAUGUAGGCAUGUGUCAGAAGACUGGAGACUAUCACAAGGCACAUGUUCUCGCCUACAGGCUUUUGAAAGAGGACUUUCCUGAAGCCCCAAAGCUGAUUUUGGUUAUGGCGACAGCAUGGCCAAGCGUUUUUUCCAACGACAGCUCACUGUGCCGAGCCAUUCACAAGGUGACCAAGCUGAAAGCAGAGGAAGACAUAAUAGACUACCUCAUGGAUUACCUGCACUGGAUUGAGAAGCCUCCAGGUGAUGUAGACCAAAUCAUCUCCAGCACACUGAAGGCUCUUCUCCAGGACAGCAGUAUGACCUUCAGGAAGAACAGCUGGUAUGGUGUGGACCUCUGCCCUGCUGCCUGGGACUACAUCUACAGCCUGGAUCUUCUGUGCACACGAAAGGGCUGGAUUUGGACCUUCAAAAAUGUUAUAAGGCAGGAGAUUUGGCAGACCAUGAGCACUUGGCUGAUACAAAGAAGAUCUCAGCAAAUGGCAGUUGGAGAUGUCUGUGUAGCAGCACUUUUGAGGCUACUUGGGCGACUUGGCCAGCUGGGCCUUAAGGACAAAGAGGCUAUAAUGGUCCAGAACCUUAUCAAUGGUAUAAAAGACUUUGCAAACUACACAAGCGGGUAUGCAGAUAUGCCUUGGGAGGUGCAGCUCUCAGUGUUCUACGCAACUCAUGAUCUGGCACCCGGCAACCCCAGAGAAGCCCUGGAGGUUUUGUCAUCAUGGCAAAAAGGGAUGAAACAAGCAGUUCCUCCAGCUGUCACCCGCUGCAUUAAACAGAUCACUAUGCUCUGUAACCUGUAAAUAUUUAAUCUAACCUGUAAAUAUUUAAUAAAUGUGUAGAUCUAAUAAACCUGUAAAUAUAUUUAUUAUCACCUUUUUUUUAAUCACAUUUAUUUUUCUUGUCUCUUUGUAUCGGGUAUAAAUCUGUAUGCUAUUGACUUUGAUUUGAGAAUAUCAAUAAAAGUUGUAUUUUUUUUUAUAAAUAAAACUCAGAUAAAAGUUGAA